This is a messenger RNA of Paramormyrops kingsleyae, 3238 nucleotides long. RefSeq names its product UPF0524 protein C3orf70 homolog A. Lineage: Eukaryota; Metazoa; Chordata; Actinopteri; Osteoglossiformes; Mormyridae. Gene Ontology annotation, biological process: nervous system development. The record is from RefSeq and is a predicted model, not a curated record.
CAUUACAGCUGUUAUAUUGCUUUGUGCCAACAGAUGAUCGUUAAUAUUGCAUCAGCUUUGCAAUUUCACCGAUCGACCGAAAGAGCAGAUGCACUCAUUGCAGCGGCGUUAGUAAAUAACCCUCGGCGCCUGACAAAGGGAGAGGGGGGGGCGGUGAACUUGUAGACACUUAAAACGUCAUCUGCAAUAGUACCCCUGACUGUAUAUCUCUCCGCGAGCCAGAGACGGGGAGCAGAAAGUGAAGGAGACGGUGUGGCCGGUACUGUAACUACAAAACAUCUGAAAUCUCAUCCAGAUUCUUUGGUGUUUAAUUCCUGCGAUUCCACGGUUUUCUAAAACCUCGCCGUUCGGCGUCUUGGAAUUGCAACAGAACGUUUUUCCUCUUUUGUCUCCAGCCCUCCAUCCCAUUUUUUCCCGAGGUUUCUAAGGCCGGACGAUUAUUUCUUGCGCGGAAACACUUUUGCGAAGAAGAGUGCGGUCCGUCUCGCCAGCAUCGCUAUAUGCGCCUGGGCAUCGCUGCGAUUUACUUGAUGGACACACGCCUAUGCGACUGGGCAGGACCUCCAGAGUAACCGGACACGGGGACUUCCUCUGAGUUAUAAUAAAGUUGAUCGGAAAGGGCAGCGACAGACAAAAGCAUCGACAACAUCAGAAAGGACAUCGUCGUGGAAAGGAGACAUCAGAGCUGACGCCUGCAUUCCUUUCGUUGUCCGUCAUCCAGGCGAUCGCCGGCCACUUGCGGAUGCGCUCUUCUGGAGCGGUUUCUUCUUCGGCAUUUACAUGCGAUGGCCGCGUCUGGGGGACCGAAGGCACCAAAGAGCGAUAAGUUGGACGAGGCGCAGGCGCUGGCCAAGAACUGCGCCGGCAGACCAGACUUUCUGCCGUGCGACGGUCUGUCUAUCUGCGCCACGCACAGCCACGGAAAGUGCUUCAAGCUGCACUGGUGCUGCCACUUGGGCUGGUGCCACUGUAAAUAUGUGUACCAGCCUAUGACCAGUGUGUGCCAGCUGCCCAGUACGGCGGUGCCCCCGACUCCCUCUGACUACACUGACACCAUCAAUCUCUCCGUCUCCCUGGCCGAGCGCUUCCUCAGGACCGCUCCCUUCUUCCCUGUCCCGCCUUGCCCCGAGUCACCCAAGUACUGCAUCAUCGCUGACCUCUUCAUCGAUGACUAUGUGGUCAAACGCAUCAACGGCAAGAUGUGUUACGUGCAGCGCCCCCCGCCUCCGACACCGGCCCCUCCCCCACCACAGGAGCCCCCCCAGCAACCCCCAGAGCGAGCCGCUAGAGAACCCAAGCCCGCCCCUGGUGACGAGGUCAGCGGGCCCAAAAUGGACCACUGUUCUUCCCCUUCCAGCUCAGAGGACUCUGGCAUCAAUGCGCUUGGCCUGCACUACAUGGAGUCGUGUGACGACGACACAGAAGAGGAGGAGGAAGAGGAGGAAGAUGAGCUGAGCACUGAUGGAGACUCCUACCCCGGCAGCCUGUGGGACCAAGACCAGUGCAGUCUGCUGUCUCCUUCCAAGUCCAUGGUGGAGAUCAUCGAAAAGAUCGAAACAACUGUGUGACAGACCCCGCCCCUGCCCCCCGAAACUCAGUCACGGUCCGUGUCCCUCUGGCUCGUGUCUGACUGUGGUUUCGCUUUUCAUUUAUUGGAACCAAUAGUUUUGGGACUGAGACUGCAGAAUCUGAGCACAAAUAAUUACUACACGUUGGCAUUGAAGCAGCACCUCUUGGCUUUGGUAGGCCGUCCCUCCACCCACCGUAUUACAUAAUAAUGCCUCAUGGCAUCCACCCGAGGGCUUCACUGUGUCCCCUGGCCCCUCCACCCAAAGUCCCCAGCAUGGUUCUCCGACAGAGACCCUGUAGCAUGGUCUCACAUCCCAAGCAGUGGUUGGGCUUUACGCUUGACAGAGAGCGCCCUCAUGCACGCAUGCACACUCGCGCACGCAUGCGCACACGGGCCCAGCAUACAGUCCGUGAGCCCCUCAGUAGCCUGCCUUCAGUAUAUGGUACGCUAGCUGGGAGCUCUUUGGAUGAACCAAGAAAACGGAAGUGUGUGACGUCCACAUCCCUGCAAAAGACUCACAUCUGAAUUCAUCUGGAUGUGACCUGCACAUCAUUCCUGCUUUACUUAUAAUUAUCUGGACAAAAUUAGCUUUUUAAUGAUGAACAAAAGAAUUCCUUUUUUUUGACAAUCAAAGAAUAAUGAAGCCUAAGAACACCCGCCUUUGCAGGUCAAUCUCAGCGCUGGCUAGGUCAAUGCCCAGUGCACAGCGCAAGCGCAAGCACAGGCACGAGGCCGGCGAACAUGCCUUCCUGUUUAAGCACACUCUAUACCACUGUGGUGCGAGCACAGUGCUGUCUUUUCAGCUUGAGGGCUGUGUUGUUCUUCCACACCUUGUGGCCAUUACCGGAUCCUAGCCGGAACAUCUGCAGCCUCUUUGAAAAGACUGAGUCAUUCAAAGAAGGAGGCUGUUGAAAGGAACCCAGUGAGGCUCUUAGGCAAGCAAUCUGUUUACUCCAGCGCUGCCCAUUGAGGCCGAGAAGUGUCUCUUCUUACUGUUUUAGCACAAAACCCUCACAUCCACAAGCACACAACUUGCACCUUGGUCCCCAGAGUUCUAGAAAGCUUCAGGGGUGUUCUGGAACGGCCGAUCUCUAGGAACACUGAGAACUCCGACCGCAGGAGACCGGGGAACACAUUCAGCUCAAUCUCCUUGUCCUGCUUGGUGGGACAAAGAGGAGGACAACAUUUUCCAGGAUAAUAUAAAGAAAUACAAAGCUAACAGACGCACACAUACAUCACAUCUCAGCAUUGGUUUUACUAAAGCCAGUUUUCUUAUGAUCCUUAUUGUUCGUACUCUUAUUUUCUUAUAAAGAAAUAUAUUACAGAAGUUCACUGUCUGGUGUACGUGUGUGAAAAUGUUCUGCUGCUUCCGUCCUCAUGAAAACACUGGCAGGCUGUGUACUUUUAAUGAACCUUUUAGUCUGCAGAUCCUAUAUGAUACCAUGCUAAUUCAUUAUCAAUGUACGACUCAGCCUUUCCACCAAAUUAAUUAUCUGGCAUUAUAAUAAGACUGAUAACUGCUCCCGUUAAACUGUUGUAACAUUACGUUUGAUGCCAAAUUGCAUUGUAGCGCUACGGCGAAGUACGCAUUCUGCCAAGGUGAAAUCCCCUUAAUCUGUGAUACAUCUAAUCAGGUAAAUAAAAUUUGUACGGUGGAUGUAGAAUGAA